Molecule: messenger RNA, 4729 nt
Organism: Trichoderma atroviride IMI 206040
Lineage: Eukaryota; Fungi; Ascomycota; Sordariomycetes; Hypocreales; Hypocreaceae
Source: RefSeq, a predicted model, not a curated record
AUGAUACGCCAGAGCGGCCGCCUGAUUCGGCACAUUCCCCAGUCUAUUCCCAGCAGGCUGGGGCGGAGCAGCAGCGCGCGAACAGUGUUGUGCAGGCCCCGGUUUUCUACCCAGGCAUCUCGACGACAAGCCGAUGCGGCCAGAGACUCCCUGCUCAAGAAGAUGGGCGAGAGUGCUGCCACCACUUUUGCUUCCAUCUUCGUCCUCGCCUUCGGAUUUGCUGCUGCCGGCUAUAUUUACCAUAAGAGCUACAAGAUGAUUGUCUUGAAGAAAUUGACUCGCGCCUUUGAGCCAGGUGACCCUGUUCUUGACUUGGCAACUUCUGCCAAGGAAGUGCCUCGAAAGGUGGUCGAUGAGGAGCAUUGGGUUCAGCGCCCGGAACAGGAGUAUGUGGAUGCAAUCAUUGAUGGCACAGAGUCUGGCCAUUACUAUCUCUUUAUGGGAGAGAAAGGCACAGGCAAAAGCAGCAUGCUCAUAGAAGCCAUGCGUAAGACUGAUGGGGAUGGAGUGGCCAUGUUCGAAGCUCAUGCCGAUACUGAAAUCGUAAGAAUCCGUCUCGGCAAAGCACUCGACUACGAGUUUCACGAAGACUACAUUGGAGGAUACUUCAGUGAGCGAGGUCCACGAGAGACCACUGCUCUUCUUGAUAUCGAACGCGCCUUGAACAAGAUGGAAAAGGUGGCUAUGAAACUCCGCAACAAAAGGGGUAAACCUCUUGUUCUCAUUGUGAACCAGCUACAUCUCCUAAGGAACAACGAUGAAGGCAGGGACCUUAUCGAGCUUUUACAACAGCGUGCUGAACAGUGGGCCGCGGCAAGUCUGGUCACCAUGAUAUUUAAUACUGACGACUACUGGGUAUACGAGCGGUUGAAGCUUCUGGCCACCCGUAUGGAUGUUCUUGCCGUUACCGACCUACCCAAGUCUCAAGCCAUCAAUGCUCUGAGGAAAUAUCGCAUGCGAUAUUUUAAAGAAAUCCCAAGCCACCAAGAGCUCGAGGAUGUAUAUGAUCGGAUUGGUGGUCGCUUGAGCUUCCUGAAUCGCGUGGCAAAGAGCAAAGAUAUGAUCAACACGUGCGAGAAGAUUAAGGAGACUGAAAAGAAAUGGUUCCUCAACCAGUGCUGGAUCCUCGGCUCAGAGAUGGACGAUGACGUGAUGGAUCAACAGAAAUGGGCUGCCGCCGCCAUGGUUCUUGCCCUAGCUCUGGUCGAUAAAGAGGAAGAGAUGGACCAGACGUAUGAUCCAGUUGUGGGCCACUUGCUGCCAACGUUUCCUUUCCACAUCGCACAAGAGCUCAUGACUCGAGCGGAUUUCAUCCGAGACCUCGAUAGUUUGAAUCUCUUCACCGUUACGAGCCAGGCCGACGUUCGUGCGAGCAGCGUCCCGAUGCACCUCGCAUUCAAGGAAAUUUGCGCCGAACCUCGGUUCCGGAAGCAUCUCGAAGAUACCAUCCAGAGAAUCUCUGACAUUGAGAGCUUGGGCCGUACCAGAGAGCUGGUUGCCAAGGAUCUAGUCCUUGGUGGUGAAUACAAUAUCGAGACGAGCCGCAAGGGCAUCACGCGACGCAGCGAUUAUAAAGUGAUGGAUAGAGCACAAAAGCAACCGACACCACGGCGACGCUUUCUUUUCUCCCCAUCCACUGCCGGACUGAUGUCUGCCAACACCAAAUGGCCCGAUUUCCAAUUGGCUUCCAAAUUGCGGUAUUUCAUGGGCUCGAGUGCUCCUGAGUCGACCCCCUCGCAAACCACAUCGCCGCAGCUCGCCGCAGCAAGACGCGAGGAAUCUCCAUCCGCCCAGGAUAACGACCACGAGGCGGAAGGCCACACGCUCGCUGCCGCAAUGGCUGCCGAGAUCGAUAAUGAGCCCAUCGAGGAGAUGGGAGGCGUCGAUGACUACGAACACGAAGGCGAUGAUACCGGCGUCGACAUUGACUUUGGCGACCUCGAAAUGUUCGACAGCAACGCGUCUCAGCUUCCUUUCUUGACACAGGAGCCUCAAUCUGUGAAAUCCGAGGAGCCUGCGUUUCCUACGUCUAGCGAUAGUACGAAGCGCGAUAAGACUAAAAAGAAGAAGAAGAAGAAGUCUCCACUGCAGACUGCCGAAGUUGCUGGCGACCAACCAACUGAAGCAGAUCUCGAUGUACCGAACGGCCUUGAAGAUGCAACUACAGAUAUGGAUGCAUUGGAUUUGACACCUGUCCCAUCAACACAAAAGAAGAAGAAAAGAAAGACGUCUGAUUCUGCGGACGGCAAGCGACAUAAAAAAAGGAAAGGCCUUGAGGAUGGCGAUACAACUGCCAGUCAGCAUACACAAGAAGAGACUGAAGAUGCGGAUGCUAGAAACACUGCUACCAGCUUCUUGUUCGCGGAUAAGAAUGCUUCCAGUCAACUCCUUGAUGCUGUCAUCGAGGACGACCAGAUGUCACCUAGCAUUGCUCUUGCUCGCCGGCGGAGCCAGACUCGCUCGAGAGAAAAUAGUGUAUCCAGAGCUCAAGUCGCUCCCAUGGCCCCCAUGGCAAUUGAUAUUUCAGCUCCUGAAGAAGCUCCAAAGAGCCAAGAGGCGGCAACCGAAAACCAUAAAGAGGACCGUGACGUUGAAGACCUUGCGCGAGAAGCAUGGAGAGAACACGUCAACAGCCAAAGCGGAAUUGCUUCUGUCGCGAGCAAAGUGGAACCUGGUUCUCAAGAUCCUGCCGAAACAGAGGAGCAGCCGGAUGCAACGCCGCGAAGGCGCUCUGCAAGAACGAAGAAACCAAAACCCACCUCGCUUUCACAAGCUCUGGAAACAACCGAGACUCCUGCCAAGAAGAACCGCCGAGUUCUUGAAGAGCUCCCGUCUCCCUCUGCCAAUACUCCAAAGCCAAGAGCACGAUCUAAGCGGGCUACACAGAAACCGCGGAAAGUGACGGAAAAGACCUCCGACGACGAUCUUGAAAACGAAGAAUCUGAGAAACCUGUUAGGAGAGCAUCUAAUCUAGGAGAAAACUACACACAAGGGCGAUUUACGGAUGCUGAAUUCGAUGGCAUUAACCAAGCUAUUGAAUCCUUCCGAAACGAAUAUGGACUGACCCAAGUUCAAGUUAAUGAGAUGAUACAGGCUCCAGGAGGCACAACUGCUGGCAGUGACCAUGCGCGCCUUUGGUAUCGACUGUUUGAAGCAUGUCCUGAUCGUAAGAGACAAAAAGUCAUCAAUGUCGCUCGUAAAAAAUUCCAUAAUUUUGUAGCGCGUGGAAAAUGGACUCCAGAACAGGAUGCAGAGCUCUCUGCUCUUAUCGAUGUGAACGGUACUGCAUGGUCGAGGAUCGCUGCCAUCAUUAACCGCCAUCCUGAAGACGUCAGAGAUCGGUAUCGCAACUACAUUGUUUGCGGUGCGAACCAGCGCAGAGACGUUUGGAACGAAGAAGAAGAAGCACGCCUCACUGAGUAUGUUAAGGAAGCAAUGGAGGCCAUUGACGAACUGAGAAGAGAUGCCCCCCAGACUAUUCUGCUGCAGAAAUCGUACGAGGAAUUAAUCGACUGGCAAAAUAUCAGCGAGAAGAUGGAGAGGACACGCAGUCGACUGCAAUGCAUUACAAAGUGGAAAGCCAUGCAGAAUCGCAUUUCCGGAAAGAAGAAGGAGAGGAAGAGCUCCGAGGAUGAGGAUAUUUCUUCUCAGCUUGACCAGGCUCGCCAACAGAUGAUGAGCAUGCGCGAAGAAGAUCAAUAUCGUUUGGUCUUGGCUAUUCAGGGAGCUUCCGUUUUAUCGGACGACCAGAUUCCCUGGGGAAAGCUCCUCGAUAAAAAAUUCCGCAACCAAUGGAGCCGUGGCACCCAAAUACUGUUAUGGGAUCGCCUGAAACAGACUGUUCCAGACUGGGAAACAAUAUCAGUACUGGACGUUGCUCAGUACAUUAUCAACGAGUAUAACCGAACAGGAAGCCUGCCUGAAGUUACAGGUAGUGGCUAUGAUGACGAUGAGCGAGAGAAGGAACUGCUUGGGCACACUCAUCCUCGUACUAAGCCCACUGCUGUGGCGAAAAGUGCAGAGUUUGUCGAGGAUUCUGGUGCUGAGGACGAGCAUCACGAUGACGGGCAACAGAACCAAGAUGACAAGCUUGACAUUACUAUUGAUCCUGCAUUAAUGGGAGAGCCGCCGCUCUCCCCACCAAAGACCACCCCAAAACAGAAGAAGGCUACACGGGUGAGGCCACGGGCGAAGAAGCCAAAGAAGGUGUCCCUUAGCCAGGACCCCAUUGAGGAGAGUGAACCGAUUCUACCGCCAAGCACGAUCGAUGAAGGCGAAGAGUCUAAUCUCGACGAGGCACAAGUUCGGAAAUCGAAGACACCGAGCAAAUUCAAGUCUGUUAACACCACGCUCGAAGAGGACGGUGUCGCUGCUCCUCAAGAAGAGCCUUAUUCAGACAGCAUUAUGGACGACAUGGAAGAUCUACCCGCUAGAGUUCUAGCCUAAUGCGUACCGUGUAUAACUCAGUAAUAAUUGUUUCAAGGAUGAAGAAGAAGAAAAUGUAUGAAUUGGGAGGGCUUUGGGAAUGGUUCGCGAUUGAGUAUCUGCUAUUUUAGGCUAUACGGACCAUUGUGUUAUGGCUGCUGUUAAUGGAAACUUGGAAGCGGCCUGGUUUGAUUUUCUUUUCAUUUCGCUGUCGACGAAGAAAAGAUAGAUCGUCUGCCAGCUUGUAAUCAGACUUGGCGUGCCUAGGCUGCUUAGUGUAAAUGACAAUAUGAAUAAAUUUAUG